Molecule: messenger RNA, 534 nt
Organism: Ilex paraguariensis (yerba mate)
Lineage: Eukaryota; Viridiplantae; Streptophyta; Magnoliopsida; Aquifoliales; Aquifoliaceae
Source: the annotation of a GenBank genome assembly
AUGGAGGAUUCUUACUCCACUGCAAAUCCUGACCUUCUUUCUUCGAGGAGCACAAUCAACAACACUUCCAACGCCUUCAUCGGGGCAAAAGCGGGCAAGGGGAGUCGCCGGGUAUACCCGGGAAAGAAGUUUAGUAAAUACGCACUUCUCGGUGACAAUAUCGUCAUCGGAGACGCCGCGGUUGCGGACGUUUAUAAGGAUGUCAUCAAUCGCUUGGGGCUCUCUAUGAGAGUUCGUGAAGCUGGUUUUCGUAGAUAUUCUGCAAAACCAGAGCACGUGAGUCCUCAUUAUAAUAGACACUGGUAUCGCCACAUCCUUGUGGCGUUCUCUCCCGGUGGUAUCUUACCACUCCCAUUUCAGGUUUGGUUAGGGUUCCCAGAUGGAAUAUUAAUCACUUGUUAUCAUAUGGGUAUGGUGCGAGACAUGCUUGUGUCUUCGUGUUCUCCGGAUUGGGGUCAUGUGGAGCGCUUUGCCACUGAUCUCGAUUUGAAGCUCGAUGAGGACCCUUACCUUUAUGUUAGGGGGGCUUGCUGA